GUUGACAUCAUAAAGAUGGUGACAUAGGUAGAUCCCACUUCUGUACUUCUCAUAAUAAGCUCAACUAGCAACUAUACACAUAAGACAUCACUGGGCAAUUCUCAGGACUCAGGGGUGAUGCUGAACACCCCCUGGACUACAAAGAUCAAUAGGGACAGCAUCAGAAGGUUAAGUGGAGUCGUUUCCCUAUGACCACAGUACACUUCUCCAUGGGCCAGCACAGUGCCCCACCGUGGGGGACCACCUAGAACUAGGGUUCUUCUCCCAAGAAGAAAAGAGCCCAGAGUAGGUCAAUGACACCAUGGGCAUUGUGCCUUGGGGAGGAUGGCUUUUCCUGAAUGAGUCAUUAUCCUUCAGUGGAACCACUUUAAAAUUAUCCAAAAGCCUUCUUCAUCAUCAACAUCGACUCUGCCAGAUGACACCUUAAACCUAUGCCCAAAAUGUUUAAUCAUCCGUAUCCUCUCUCCACCCACUCCCACAUCUGCACCUGGAAAGAACAUCUACCACACCCCGAGCAUUGUCCCAACUUGGUCUCUUCAAAUGAAUGUUAAAACAUCCCAUGACUCAUGAAGUCUCCACGUUUUCACCUAAAUCAAACUGUUAUACGAAAGUGACUAACUUGGAUGAUGUCACUUCCAAGAAGGGAAAAGAAUAAGCUCUUCCUCAGAAGAGAUUCCAGGAGGAAUCAUAGCUGCACUCAGAAAAAAAUGCCUUUAAAGCCACCAGCAGAGCCUCUUGUAAGCUGCUCGCCUGCAGCUGGGACUCCUCCACGGAGAUCUUGUGAGAGAGCUCGCUAGAGGCCGAGGUGGACGGAGCAGAGAUGGCGGGGUCUCAGCGACUGCUGACAUUCAGGGAUGUGGCCAUAGAAUUCUCUCAGGAGGAGUGGACAUGCCUGAACCACACUCAGCGGAAACUCUACAGGGAUGUGAUGUUAGAGAACUACGGACACCUCCUCUUCUUGGGUCUCAUUGUGUCAAAGCCAGACCUGGUCUCCUUUUUGGAGCAAAAGAAGGAACCUUGGAGUGUGAAGAGAAAGAAGAGAGUAACCAUCCAUCCAGCCAUAUCUUCAUGGGACACCCAGAGCUUGCUGUCAAAGCCAAGCAUCGAAGCUUCUUUCCAAAAAGUGUCAAUGGGUAGAUUAAAAAAUAAUGCCGUUGAGAAUUUACACUUCAUCAUAACAGACUGGGACAAUGAUGGAGAGAGUGAAGGGCAUCAAAGGCAUCAUGAAGGACACAAUGAAACUGAGACAUCUGCCCAUAAUAAGAAUCUCCCUGCCAAAAAUGGUCAAGGAUAUAAAACAUUUUCAGUAACCUCCCUUUUUAAGUCUGCUACUUCCACAAAGCAGUGCGUUUCUGAAAACAAAAGCUCAAAUCAAAUGUUCAAACUUACAUAUUUAGGGAACAACGAUAGUUUAGAAAAUCUGGGAAGUUACCUAGUCCAUGCUGAAAAUAAUUAUUUGAACCCUUGUGAAAAAAGAAUUGGAUUGACUAUUCAGUCGAAUAUUUCUAAAAAUCAGAGAUAUGAAAAUGAAGAACAAAGUGCUAACCAGGAUCCAUUUGAGAGGUGUUUCACUAAGGAGUCGACCCUACAAAAUUACCAGAGCCUGUUCAAUGGAGACAGAGUUGCUCAAUGCAGUGAAUCUGAGAAAACAUUUAACCAGGGCUUCAAUGUUAGUCAAUGUGUGAGGACUCAGCUUCUAGGGAACCAUCAUGAGUGUAGUAAAUGUGGGGAAGUCUUUUAUCAAAAGUCUAACCUUAGUACACAAAGUAGUAUGAAUACAGGAGAGAAUCCUAAAAAUGAAUGUGAGAGUGCUCUUAACCAGUCCUCCAAUGUUGAUGAUCAACAGAGAAUUCAUGUGGGAAAAAACCCAUUCAGGUGUAAUCAACCUGGGAACAUGUUUUGUCAAGCAUCAAGGCUAAGUAUACAUAAGACAGUUCAUAGUGGAGAGAAAAGUGACAUUUGUAAGGAAUGUGGCAAAGAUUUUGACUUGAACUCAGUACUACCUCAAUGUCACAGAAUACGUAAUGGGGAGAAACUGUACAAAUGUGAAGAAUGUGGUGAAACCUUUAAGGUCUCCUUUUCCCUAAAUAGACAUAGGCAAAUGCAUACUGGAGACAAACUUUACAAAUGUGAAGAAUGUGGCAAGGCCUUUACACAGCACUCAAGCCUUACUCAACAUCACAGAAUUCAUACUAGCAAGAAACCACACAAAUGUGAGGAAUGUGGCAAGACCUUUAAGACGUGUUCAUAUCUUACUCAACAUCACAAAAUUAACACUGGAGAGAAAACUUACCUAUGUAAGGAAUGUGGCAAGGCCUUUUACACUCAUUCAGGUCUUAUUCAACAUCACAGAAUUCAUACUGGAGAGAAACCGCACAAAUGUAAAGAAUGUGGCAGGGCUUUUACACAGCCCUGGAACCUUAUUCAACAUCAAAGAAUUCAUACUGUCAAGAAACCUCUCAAAUGUGAGGAAUGUGACAGGACCUUUAGUACUCAUUCAUCUCUUUCUAAACAUCACAGAAUUCACACUGGAGAGAAACCUUACAAAUGUAAAGAAUGUGGCAAGGCCUUUAGACAUGGCUCUACCCUUACUCAGCAUCAUAGAAUUCACACAGGAGACAAACCUUACAAAUGUAAAGAAUGUGGCAAAGCCUUUAAGCAACACUCACACCUUUCUACACAUCAUAGAAUUCAUAUUACAGGACAAUGUUACAAAUGUAAAGAAUGUGGCAGGGCCUUUACACGGUCCUGGAGACUUAUUCAACAUCAUAGAAUUCAUACUGUCAAGAAACGUCACAAAUGUGAGGAAUGUGACAAGACCUUUAGUAGUCAUUCAUCUCUUACUCAACAUCACAGAAUUCACACUGGAGAGAAACCUUACAAAUGUAAAGAAUGUGGCAGGGCCUUCACACAUCACUGGAGCCUUACUCAACAUCACAGAAUUCAUACUGGUGAAAAACCUCACAAAUGUGAGGAAUGUGACAAGACCUUUACAAGGCGUUCAUAUCUUACUCAACAUCACAGAAUUCACACUAGAGAGAAACCUUAGAAAUGUAAAGAAUGUGGCAAGGCCUUUAACACUCAUGCAAGUUGUAUUCAACAUCACAGAAUUCAUACUGGAGAGAAACCUUACAAAUGUAAAGAAUGUGGCAGGGCCUUCACACAGCACUGGAGCCUUACUCAACAUCACAGAAUUCAUACUGGCAAAACUCACAAAUGUGAGGAAUGUGACAAGACCUUUAGUAGUCAUUCAUCUCUUACUCAACAUCACAGAAUUCACGCUGGAGAGAAACCUUUCAAAUGUGAGGAAUGUGGCAAGGCCUUUAGCCAGCACUCAAGUCUUCCUAGACAUCAUAGAAUUCAUACUGGAGAGAAACCUUACCAAUGUAAAGAAUGUGGUCGAGCAUUUCCCAGCACUCACACCUUACUAGUCAUCACAGAAUUCACACUAGAGAAAAACCUUAACAAAUGUAAAGAAUGUGGUGAGGCCUUUAAUCACUAUUCAGCCUUUACUCAUCAAAGAAGUCCCACUAGAGCAAAGGCUUCAAAGUUUUAGGAUUGUGAGAGAAUGUUUAAGUUCUUUUAAGCAACAAGAAACUUGACUUGAAUAGAUAAUGAUCAAUAUUCUUUUCUUUCAGAGCAAUUUAUCCUUACUUUAAGACAGAUUGUCCUACAUCUAAAAUUGUAUACAACAAAAUUAUAUAAAAUAUUCCUUGAUUUUGCAAUGAUAAAUGAGAAACUUAAAAAUUCUCCAAUGUCACUGUGGAGGCUGAGUAAAUGAGGCCAUUCCACCUUAACUUUAGCAUUAGCCCAAGUACAGCAAUGUCAGGCCCCUGUGAUAAGAGCUGAACUUUACCUUACUUCGGUUACAGGAAAAAACAGCUUACAGCUUAACCCCCUAGAAAGUCCCAUAUCAGAAUGAGAACAGAGAUUAAUGCCCUUGAAAGCCCCAUAUCAGAAUGUA
Molecule: messenger RNA, 3964 nt
Organism: Canis lupus familiaris (dog)
Lineage: Eukaryota; Metazoa; Chordata; Mammalia; Carnivora; Canidae
Product: zinc finger protein 420-like
Exons: 8
Coding region: 821-3049 (742 amino acids)
Biological process (GO): regulation of transcription by RNA polymerase II
Molecular function (GO): DNA-binding transcription factor activity, RNA polymerase II-specific; RNA polymerase II cis-regulatory region sequence-specific DNA binding
Source: RefSeq, a predicted model, not a curated record